GGACAGGCACAUCGGAGACCUCAGCCCCCGAGCACUAACAUCCCUCGUUCACUACCGCGCCUAGUCCCUUCGAGAAAACCUCUAUUAUUCACCUUAUUCCUCCUCCUUCUGGUUUCAACCCCAGUUCCUGCAAUUGCGAAAACGGAUUUUGAAAAAUGCGGCGUACGGAUCAAAGAAUUAGCGAAAAGCAACUCCCUUCCGCCCGAGGACAUCUACACCGGCCCUGUAAAAGGUCCCCUGGGCCACGCACGAGAAAGCGGAGAUCCAGUGCUCCUGGUAACAUUUAAUGCCUGCGAGAAGCACUGCGGCGCAACUCCAGAAUACUACAGCUGGGAAGAAACUUCGGAUACAAUCACGACGUGGGUGCUCCCUCUGGUGGGUCUGGUUCUGCAGGCCCCCUUUGAGAGCAAUAACUUCCUACAGACCAUGUUUGUUGUAUUCCGGUGGGUGGGCUCACCGAUCGUUUCCAUGAUGUGUAUCUUCUGGAACAUGAAGGUUACCAGGAAGUGCGCUAUUAUGGUUGAUAUGAGCGUCGAGAAGGACGAGUACCCUCCGCCACCAAGCAAUUUCGCGGAAUUGAGAGACUCUUUUUACCUCCUUAGCGUGAUCAAUCAGUACGAGAUCAUUAUCCACUCACAGCUGGAAGAACGCCACAUAGAGACUAUCCUUCGAGUGGGCCUGUUCGACAGGAGGGCUGAAGUCCAACGAAUGAGGGCCAGAGUGGCCGCAUGCAUACGCCGGGAACGACGCCGGGGAACAGUCCAAGUGCUAGUAUCGCUAGCCUGGUUUCUGGUGGCAAUGGGAAUCUCGAUAAACAAAGCCUUCGGAGACCUCGGCGAGAACUCAACGGCUCAUAACCUCGCACUGGGCCUGGUAAUGUCCUGGCUGCCGGUUCUCAUCGCCGCGACCAUCGUUGACAGAAACCCGAUGGACGCGCGCUACGUCCGCAACAAGUUGAACAACUACUUCCGAGUUAUCGAGGACGUUGAGCGCAUCCCCGGUACGCUCCCGGGGGUCACCGGGCCAGCCAUUUUCGGAGAGUUUGCGGGCCAAGGCCGCGUCCGCUGGCAUUAUGGUGUGGCUCAUUCAUUCCUCAGAACGCUAGAGGCCAUGCACGGUAUGGGGCGCGGUUGGUCAAGAACAUACGCAGACAACGACGAACUGUCCACCACAAGAACCUACUCCGGCCUCGUGAGAUUCGAUUUCGGCGAAGUGUGGCAGAUGAUAGCUUCCUUCCUGAUGGUCUGCUCCUGCAGCCUGGGGGCCUUCUUCCUUAGCUACUACACCCCCACGGUCGGCCUCGGCUGCCGCUCUGGCGGGUACAUGAUCUUUGGCCUCGGCGCCUUCGGCUGCCUGAUUAUGGAGAUGGCCGCAUGGGCAUUCCUGUACCCAGGUAUCGGACGGAGAAUAGCGCAGUGGGUCCUACGCAUCUGCGAGUUCGCAAACUCCUGCUGGCUCGUGUACAUCAUCAUCGCACAGACUUUCGGAAUCUACAACAGCUGCCGUUGCAAGUCGAGCAUGUGGGGCAGUGCUGGCGGCUACGUGGACUUUGAGGGUGUGCAGUACUACAAGUCCUACCACAUAGAGAGAAGCUGGAUGUUGGGCACCCUCAUCACCUGCAUCUUCUUGAGUAUUGGGCUUGCGUACGUUGUUGAGCAGUGGUGCACCCAGAGUUUCCUAUGGACCCAAGAUUGGGACUCGGCCAUGAACGGGCUUUGGUGGGUGAGGAAGUGGAAGUGGGCCACCACCUGGCCCAGGUUGGCGUUUGCCUGGGUGGCUGGGUGCAUGGUGAUGGCUGAGCGCUGGGCUCACGCGAUUUUGGGGGGUGAAAGACACGCCGAGGACCGUAGUUUGCUCUGGAGU
Molecule: messenger RNA, 1863 nt
Organism: Tuber aestivum (summer truffle)
Lineage: Eukaryota; Fungi; Ascomycota; Pezizomycetes; Pezizales; Tuberaceae
Source: the annotation of a GenBank genome assembly